Messenger RNA from Panonychus citri (citrus red mite), 965 nucleotides. RefSeq lists its product as uncharacterized. The record is from RefSeq and is a predicted model, not a curated record. Lineage: Eukaryota; Metazoa; Arthropoda; Arachnida; Trombidiformes; Tetranychidae. The coding region runs from base 224 to 841 and encodes 205 amino acids. The transcript is spliced from 2 exons.
AAGUCACGUGGUUUCCAGGAAUUGUUUUCUUUUUUCAAAAAGACAACAAUUGAAAUCUUUCGUAUUUGAAUUUUGCUCGAAGGCCUAUUGAUGUGGAUUUAAGGAUUAAAUUGAUCUUUUGACUUAUUCAAAGUUAAUCUUCUAUUAUCGGUGACCAUGACUGGCCCAUCGCCUGUGAUUGGUUCAACUCGUCGAUUGGAAUCUCAUCUUCUUGGUAUAAAACAUGGUCGCUAAUUCAUUGGAAGCUUCAUCUCUCGAUGUCCAACAAUCGCCCAUCAUCGUGUCUCCAGUUGCCCAAACUGCUUCCGUUGUUCAAACUCCGAUUGUCAAUUCGCCAGUAGGUUCAACACCAGUUCUUGUUGAGCCACAGUUUCAAGAACUUCCAUUAGAUGUUCAAUUACCUUCUGUUGUUGACACCGAGGAAGUUUCUAUCGCCAAUUCACCGACUUAUUUGAAAGAAUUCUCGAUGACCGAUCAUCUGUUUCCUUCAUUCAAGAAAAUCAGUUCUUCUUUCUCAACUGGAACCUCUAAAUUCAAGUCAAUUUUACCAGGAAAUCCAUUCAAAAAAUGGUCUGGAAAAAGCGAAGAUGUCGAGAUAGUUGAGGAAAUUCCAGUGGUCGCAGUGAAAGAACGUGUGGACCCAAUUCCUUACAAAUUCAAUAGCGAGAUCCCUAAAAAGCUCAUCGCCAAAGCCGCUGCUGUUGGUCAGGCCAAACUGACCCAAUUGGCUGCCGCUAACAAAGGUAAACUGAAUGGACCAGGAUUACUGGAAGCAAGUGUCAAGGUUCAACAUCCAAUUGUUGGUAAACAAUCAGCUAAAAUUAAGCUUUCAACUGUUUAAUAUCUGAAAAUAUGUAAUAAUAAUCAAAGAAAAUAAUUGAUAGAGAUGAUUGUUAAUGCAAAUUGAUGAGAAAAUGUUUAAUGAUUGAAUAAAUAGUGAGUGCAAUAAAAAACAAUCAGAUUAA